AUGGCUUCCGUAGUCGAUGCCAAGAAGCUUUCCGAAGUUGACGAGACCAGCAAACCAGACGACAUUCUCGAGGGCACUAUCGCAGAUGCGACUGAAUACUCCGAUAGUUACUUUCGAAAACUUCGCUUCAAGAUCGACUUAUGGCUUCUGCCAUUGAUGUGGGUGUGCUACGGCACGCAACAAGCCGACAAGACAUCCCUCAGUGUCCAAGCCGUCUUCGGCCUGCGAGAAGAUACCGGUCUCGUGGGCGAACAGUUCAACUGGCUGAGCACGAUUUUCUAUCUCUCCUACCUUUUCUGCGAGUUCCCGGGAAACUGGUUGAUACAGAAGAGUCACACUGGCAAAUUCCUGUCGGUUGUGAUGGUGCUGUGGGGUGUCGUUGUUCUGUGCAUCGCCUUUGCUAAGAACUUUGCGCACCUUAUGAUUCUUCGUACGCUGCAGGGUGCUCUCGAGUGCACGAUCUCUCCGACAUUCAUGCUCAUUACCGGAGCCUGGUAUACUUCCCAGGAGCACACCCUGAGGUCUCUGAUUUGGGGAACAUCCAAUGCUGGAAUGAACAUCAUUACCGGGCUUUGCAUGUAUGGAAUCGGACUACACGCUCAGAAAGACCCUGGUGGCUUGGCUGCAUGGAAGGGGAUCUCCCUAUUCCUCGGCGGCCUGACCAUCGCGUGUGGGAUCCUCGUCUGGUUUAUCCUCGGUACGCCCCGCGAAGUCCGAUGGCUCAAUGAAGAAGAGAAGAAAGCCGCGAUGGCCCGCGUCAUCGUCAACCAGACAGGUUCCGAUCGUCAAAAGAGAUCCGAGUUCAAGUGGGACCAGGUGUGGUCGACAUUCAGGGAUCCUCAAACCUACUUCUUCUUCUUUGUCACCAUCAUCAACGCCCUCCCUAACGGAGCGAAUACGACGUUUUCGAAACUGAUUUGGAAGUCGUUUGGGUUCACACCGCUGGAGACGUUGUUGAAGGGCUCCACUCCUUACUACUGCGUGAGCAUUGUCUGGUUUUUGGUAGUUGGCUUCGUCACGUUGAAGAAGCCAAAUCUCAGAUCCUUCAGUGGCAUGAUGGCUCUGGCAUUCCUUCCCACAGACUCUAUGAAAUGGACGAGAUGGGGGAUGUACAUCCUCCAGGUCUUUGGUUCCUUGCCAGGUCUGAGAAGGACGAAGAAGACUGUUACGUCUACAGUCCUCUUCGUUGCCUAUUGUGUUGGUAAUGCGGUGGGCGCCCAAAUGUUCGUAGCGUCCGACGCUCCAAAGUACAUUCGUGGUCUCACUGCUUGUGCUGUUCUCUACUGCGUUGAGUUCUGCAGCAUGGCGACUUGGCGUUUCUAUUACAUCUGGGAGAACAAGAGGCGGGACAAGGUUGUCAACGAGCAAGGUAUUUCCAAAGAGGAGAGCGAGCGUCUUGGAAAGUUGAACGCUGAAGCAGAUAUGACGGAUAGAGAGAACAUUCACUUCAGGUACAAGUAUUAG
Messenger RNA from Colletotrichum fioriniae, 1464 nucleotides. Lineage: Eukaryota; Fungi; Ascomycota; Sordariomycetes; Glomerellales; Glomerellaceae. The record is from RefSeq and is a predicted model, not a curated record.